GUACAGGAAACUUCGAGAGAGUAUUUUCCGGGCUCGUAUCUAAACCAGAGUAUAAACACGUACCUGUAUCUGAAGAUAGAUAGUUGUAAAUCAUGUUCCGAACAACGGCGGAGCGGUUAUUUCCGGCGUUGCUCCGCUGCAACAAUCAGCUAAAAUUCUCUUCCUGUCCUACUGUUGCACGGUUCCAAACGCCGCGUUUUUUCAGCUCCGUUGCAUCUGAGACAAUUCCGAGUCGAAACUCUGCUUUUUCAGACCCCGCAUCAUCCACUACUGCGUCAUCAGGGGAGAGCCAAGAUGAGAAAUAUCGCCGCUACGAGGAGGAGAAGACGGAUCCGGGAACGCCUAAAACGAGGCAUAGGGCUCAAUACCAGGACGAGCAGUUCCGUGUUCUAAGCGCCUCCCUGCCUCAUGUGAUUAAACUGGGAUGGACUGAAGCAGCCAUGAUUGCAGGUGCAAGGGAGGCUGGGUUGUCUCCUUCAAUCCUUGGAUCUUUUCAUAGGAAAGAAGCUGCUCUAGUGGAGUUUUUUAUGGACGAGUGUUUGGAAAGGCUAAUUGAAGUUAUUGAAUCAAGAACGGAUUUGAAAACCAUGAUACCUAGUGAGCGUGUUGCAACUAUUGUAAGACUUCGGUUAGAAUUGCAGUCCCCUUACAUUUCAAAAUGGGCUCAAGCACUCAGUAUACAGGCACAUCCAAUGAACGUUCCGACAAGCUUCAAGCAAAGAGCAAUGUUGGUUGAUGAGAUUUGGCAUGCUGCUGGUGAUGAUGGAAGUGAUAUUGAUUGGUAUGUGAAGCGAACCGUGCUUGGUGGAAUAUACUCUACUACCGAGCUAUACAUGCUGACGGAUUACUCUCCAGAUUUCCAUGAUACAUGGGCAUUCUUGAAUGCUCGGAUUAAAGAUGCCUUUGAUCUAAGAAAGACUGCCCAAGAGGCAAAAUAUUUGGCCGAAGCCGUAGGUGCAGGAAUGGGUGGCUCCUUACAGGGACUAGUUAAAGGUGUUUUCACCAGUUGAAUUAGCUUUUGAAAUAAAUUUUGUUUAUGUUUUGGGAUGUGUAUAUUCUCCUGUGACUCUGUCAAUAACUAUCUUAGAUUCUUAGGGAGUAAUAAUAAAGUCAGAUAGAUGCUGUGCCUGUAAAACGUUGGUCCCAGGUGGAGACUGUUACCAACGUCUCUCUGCUUUGGAGUAGGUUUUGCUUUUUUGAUUGGUGUCUCCCUGCUUUGCUUUUUUGAUUGCUUUUUUUUUUUCGUGCAUCCUCAUCCAUGAUAUGAGAAGGUCGAGGGAUGGUGUUGGUGAUAUGGCUGAUUAUAUUUGAGUAUGAUUGAGUGAAAGAGAUUAUUAUGGAG
Messenger RNA from Cuscuta epithymum, 1342 nucleotides. The record is from the annotation of a GenBank genome assembly. NCBI's taxonomy places the organism in Eukaryota, Viridiplantae, Streptophyta, Magnoliopsida, Solanales, Convolvulaceae.